Molecule: messenger RNA, 387 nt
Organism: Penicillium digitatum Pd1
Lineage: Eukaryota; Fungi; Ascomycota; Eurotiomycetes; Eurotiales; Aspergillaceae
Product: Histidine phosphatase superfamily, clade-1
Source: RefSeq, a predicted model, not a curated record
AUGAAGCUGAUCCAACCACCCAUCUUUGCCCUAAUCCUCCUCCCAGCAACCAUAACCGGCCUUUCCACCUCGCCCCCUCCCAUCGCAGAGCUCCAGGUCCAUCGGCCUCACUGGACCUUUGACUUGUUUCACAACAAGCACUGCGUUGGCACUACAGUCACCUAUGCGGGGCAGGGGUCCUCUGGCUGCCGCAGCAAGAUUGAAAACGGGGGUGCGGAGGCUUUCAUCAACGUUAGCAUCGAUCCGAGCUGCAAGGUGGAACUGUUCAGGGACAAGAAGUGUUCACGACAUGCGAUGAUCGAAGAGAUCAAGACUCGAACCACUACCAAGUGCAAGCCCAUCUCGCGGAAGAAGGCGGCUCAGAGUUUUGAAGUGUCUUGUCAGUGA